GCCAUCACUCCACGUCUUAGAGACUGUGCCCGGCAUUUCAGCUUGUUGUAGUUUGUUUUUUUAGGCGUUCACGUCAGUGGAUAUUUUUGCACCAGGUCCAGGAUCGGCAACAAUAACAGAAAAUGCCCCCCGCCUUUGUUCGGAUGUCUUUUUAAAUAUUUACAAGUUGUCAUGUCAUCUCUGACUGGAAGAGGAAGAGAGGGCUUUCCAGCCUCGAUCCGAGGAGGUCUCUGGAGCACAGAAGUGCAGCAUCACUUUGAGACCGCAGGGAAGGACCGCCAGCCCAAGGAGCGCCCCUCUCCCGUGGGUGCCGGAGGGUCCAGGGGCGACCCAUAUCGGAAUAUGUGCCAGAGAGCAGACGAUGUCCCGUCUUACAAGUCCCUCCCUGGAUCUGUAGGAGACCGCAUCCGGACAACCAUGUCCUUUAGGACUAUAUGUAGAGGAGGCUCCAUGUCGGCGAAUCCCGGCUUUGGGAGGUCCGAUCGGAAAGUUGCUCGUUGCGAGAAGUGCUCAGCGACCCUUGUUGCUCUGAAGAAACAAGCCCUGAGCCUGGCUGUUCACCAUCACUUCUCCUGCAAGGACUUGAGUGACCUGUCAGCCUUUCUUCAUGAAAACCUCCGGGUCCACAGUCGGUCCACCACGGACUUCAGAGAAAGAGAGCAGGGGGAGUGUGGAGCCUGCGGUACAAACCUGUACCAGCUCAAGCAAGAGGCCAUCCAUGUGGCUCUGAGCCGGGGUCAGGCAUUAGCCAAGCCUUCUUUUGAAGCCAGCCUCAGCACCGGCUCGCUGUUUGGACAAAUUGAAGCAAAGCGAGGAGACAGGGCUUCGAGGGAGGCUCUGGAUCAAAGCCACGCUCCUCAGAGCCCGCGCAGCCCCAGGACGCCUCAAAGGACCCCGCAGACCCUCAGACGAAGGGGGCCCAAGCUCCCCAACCCUGAUAUGGGCCGCUGGGUGGAGGAGCAGCAGCAGCUGGUGGCUUCUAAAUCUGCAUCCAGAGCUAAUGGUGUCACCACAAACCCUUACCGUCAGGCUACAGAUGAUGCCUAUCAGAGCUGCGGGGAUGUCGGGGCUGUACAGACCACCUCUAAGAUCCCGCACAUAUCCAGAGUGGUGUCCAUCGCCAACACUGCAGCUAUGUCCUUUCUGACUAGGGCAGCUGAGAAGCUCAGCCUGACACUGAGGAAAAAGGGCCAUGCUUCUGAUCCAGCUCCCUCUCAACUCUCCACCUGCUUCAGGGAAAUCAUCCAGAAAAACCCACCGCCCGUCCCCACCUGCCUGCUGCAAGCUGCCACCAGAACCAAGGACUCGCCCAGCGUUGGCAAGGUUAAAGUCGUGCUGAGGGUGAACCCAUCGCUGUCAGAGAGCCAAGGCCAACCACCUGUUCUCCGCAUCGACCCGUCCAAGAAGAGAGUAACCAUAGUGGAGCCGGCCACCAAAAGCCAUCAGCGGGCUACCAUGACACUGGGCAGGGAUGGCAAAAGUCAUCUGAAGACCUUCACCUUUGACAGCGCAUAUCCUCAGGAGUCAAGCCAGGCCGAGGUGUGUGCAGGCGUCUUGGCUGAUGUCAUCCGCUGUGUGCUCAGCGGCAGCGAUGCCUGCGUCCUGGGCUUGGGUUGUGCUGAUGUGGGGUCCUGGUCCAGUAUGGUGGGCAGUGGUGAGAACAUUGGGAAGCUCGGCUUGAUUCCUUGUGCCAUCUCCUGGCUGUACAGCGCCAUCGAGCGCCGCAGAGAGAGGACGUGGACCGAUCUCAGUGUGUCAGUGUCUGCUAUCGAACUGUGCUGCGGGGAGGAGGACACACUGAGGGAUCUGCUGGGGGAAGUGGUUCCAUCAUUAGGCAGCAUCCACGACAGCCCGAAAGCCCACAUUAAACUCCAGGAGGACCCGGUCUACGGAGCCCAGGUAGAGCAGAAGGUUUUACCAUUAAGAGAAGGGAUUGUUAAACUCCUCCCACUGUGCCUCCCUUACCUCUGCACGCUGUGGCCCAACGUGUGCAGUGGUAUGAGGGGUGUCAACAAAAAUAAACCCCCCCAUUCUGAGCUGGGCCCAAUCGUCCUGUCUCUUCUAAGUGGACAGAAAACCACCGCGAACAAGAGUGGGAAGCUGACUUUGCUCCUUCGAGAGUCCCUGGGCCACACAAGUUGCCACACCACAGUAAUUGCUCAAAUCAUGGACUCUUUGGCACACCUUCAAGAGAACUUCUCCACCAUCCAGCUCGCUGCUCGUUUUCGCAGGACGCAGAAGAGGACGAAGCAGUCUACCUCGUGUUCUCCUUGUGCGAGGAGUCUGACGAGAGAAAAAAGAGGGCUGCAGUCGUUCUCCCUGCGGGCGUUCCACUCCACCGAUGAGGUCGACGUCGACAUCCGUCCUUUUCGCCUGCGUGAUGAGCUGGAUGAACGCUCCAGCAGUGAGCAGUCUUGCGACACAGUCAUCCAGAUAGACUCAGAUGGCUCAGUCCACCCCAGAUCAGCCCCGAGGCAGGCACUGCCCGAGUUUGUACCAAUCAUACCGUCUUUGCACCCUAACAAACCGGACUUGGACGACCCCGAGUUUGCUGCUCUCCUCCAGGAGCUUCUGAGAAUUCCUCAGCUGCAAGUAGAGAAGACGACAGAGUCUGCUCUCCUGGGGCAAACCGACGCUUUGAAAGGAGAAAAGAAGCAACCAGAGAGGGACUGUCUCAAAUGUGACACGUUUGCUCAGCUUCAAGAACGUCUGGGGUGUAUCGAUGGAAGUGAAAUGACCAUGGAUGUGCUCAGAUCUUCCUUAAAAGGUUUAAAUAAUGUCCCUGUUAAGUCCCAGCACCAGGAGGAAUCUGUAAAACGAGCAGACGCUGAAGCUCCACAGACGCUGCUGAUUAAGGGGUCGAGCUGCAGUCAGACCUCUGCUGCAGAAAAGCAAACAGACGGCGCCGGCCCUGGAGACAGUUUCCAGAGAGAAGAUUCGGGUUUGUACGACUGUGAGGAGUGUAGUGCGACCAGCUCCAGUGAGGAACUGCUCAAUCAGACUCUUGGUCUGAACGCGACCUGCCGCUCUGAGCCUUCCAACACCAGGACGCUUAAAUCAGGUAACGGGUUUUCUUCCAAGCGCUUUAAUGUGGACGCAAAGGUCAAAGCAGGGGCCAGUUCUCUUGCACUUGAACCUUCACACAAACAGGAGAAAGCUGAAACUGCUGAUUGGUUCAAAACAGACAAAAGGACCUCACCAGUUGGCAAAAGCUCCCCCAUAUCUCCUUCUUCUACCUGCUCCUCUUCACACUCCCUGGCUAAAAGUGUUAUACUCGCUGACGUCCUAAACAGUCGCCCCAAACAGGAAGUUAAGGAAAUGAAAGCCACGAUCACAGUGACGGUUCAGCAGCCGCUGGACUUAAAAGGUCAGGAUGAGCUGGUGUUCUCUAUGGUGGAAGAGGUGACCAUCAGUGGAGCGUAUGACAGAGCGAGGACAGGUGGAAAUAUUAUUUGCAUCAGAGACGGAGCUCAUUCACAGGCACAGGCUGAAGACUCAGCGAGUUCUCAGCCAAUCCAGAUCAUCAGCAACGUCGGCGAGGAAUCUGCAGCCUCAGGCUCCUCUGGUGCUCCCGAAAGCUCUGCUGUUCAUCCUGCUGGCACUGAAAAGUCCCAGCAUCAAGUCAGAAGGGAGAAAAGGGCGUUGCCUUCAUUUAUUAACCCCAUGUUGAUUAAUGCAGACGUGGAUUGUGACUUGGACAACGAAGGUCAUUGUGAAACUUUAGCAGGAGUCAGGUCAGAAUCAGAGUCCAGAAGAAAUACAGCGAGAUGUUCAGAGGACAGGGAGGUCCUUCAGCAGGAGUGUGCACCUGUAGCUUCUCACAAACAUGUCAAGAAGACUGACAAGUCUGUCGGCCACGAACGCACGUCCUCCUUUUUCCCCUCGUCCCCUCCACGGUCUCAUCGCUCUGUCAGCCGGACUCCAAGCCAGAGCUCCACGUCCUCGUCCACAAAAUCUGCCAUUCAGGGGUUUGUGAACGGCCGCCUCGCAGACUUUCUCAAGGAAAGGGCCCCCAGUCCCACUAUAGGAGGAUCGGACCAAACGACCUCGCUGCCCUCCCCGUACAGUCAGCUGACAUCUCCCCGCAUGCCCGAUCGCCUGAGUGGGCACGCGAGUGACACCACCAGUGUGUUGAGCGGCGAUCUACCGCCAGCUAUGGGGAAGACGUCGCUGCAUUUCUCUAACAGAAACAGUUUGGUGAGCAGCGGCUAUGACAGCAUGGUGAGGGACAGCGAGGCCACGGGCAGCAGCACCUCAGCCAGAGACUCCGUCAGCGACAGGAGCAGCUCGCUCCUCGGCGCCGCUCGCAGCGGCCGCUCGUCUCGGAGACGAGGUGGUAUGGAUACUCAGCAGCGCCACCUUUCCCAUGAUUCACCUCUGACCCUGAGGCGCUCGGCUAGCGGUCUGCGGUCUCGCUGGAUGGAUCAAGGAAUCCCAGAAGCCUACGAGAUCAAGGUCUACGAGAUCGACAAUGUACAGAGGAUGCAGGAAAGAGCAGGUGCUGGCAAACAGGGGCCCACGUGCUUCAGUGCCAAGCUGAAGCUUCUGGAGCACCGGCAGCAGAGGAUCUCCGAAGUCCGAGCCAAAUACAGCCACCUGAGGAGAAAAAUCUACCAUGUGAACUUUGACCUCAGCGAUUUGAUUCAUCCUCCUUUUUGCCGUAACACACAGAAGUGUACGUGGCACACUGACCCCUAUUGUCCUUCCCCAGUCGACCUAUGGCAGACGUUCGAGGUGGACUCCCUGGAGCAUCUGGAAGCACUUGAGUUGGUGACGGCGCGGCUGGAGCGCAAGGUCAGCCUCUGCAAGGCCAACGUCAUGAUGGUCACCUGCUUUGAUGGUGUCGCCGGGAGACGGCGUAAGAAGAGACGGCGAAAAACGGCAGAUCAUAGAUUCACAAAGAGAUACUGACCUACUGACCUACUGACCUACUGGCUGAAAUAUGUUUCUUUUAGACUCUUAUGUAGAACUUGUUGAUUAUCAGUGAAGUUCUCGACACUCGAGACACAGAGGUGAGAUCACCUCGUGUACACACUUGUUAUGUUGUGAAGUAGCACACUGCCUCCCCUGGUGGGAAUUCAUUUUAGACGUUCAAAAAAAUCCAACUAACCUUUACUUCCUGUUUUCCAGACAGUAGUUGCAGUUAAAUAACCUAUAAAGAUGUGUGUUUAUGCACUUUUUUAGCAUUUGGCAGUAUAUUUAAAGCCAUCACGUUCAAACAGCAUCUAAUGCUGAAAUGUUUCGGUGCUAACGAGCUCGGUACCACAAACCUGCUGAGUCCAAUGUUGGACAGUGGGAGGGACCGUCAUGUGGAACGAAACAGAAGCAGUCCAAAGUCUGCCAUGGUUAGCUUCUCAAAGAAACGGCGUCUGAUAAAAACACUACACAACAACUCAAACCUGACAAAAUGUGUUCUGGUUCUGGAAAGGCUCUGCGACGGUACAAAUGAGGGAUUCGAUCCUGGUUCUCUGGGAAGUCUUUAGGCUCAGCAAUAUCCUUUAUGUGAACACAAUCUACACAUCUGUGCAAGAGGCAACUACAGCUCCAAAUGAAGCACUUUUGUAGAAACUUUGUAGAAACUGUGAUAAGUGGACGAUCCAAAUUGUGCUUUUCUUAAAGCCAUUUUCACACAAAGCUUUAUUCCAAUUGUCUUUGUCUAUCGCACGCUUUGACAUGCUGACUGGAGUCAAGGAUCCAAUGAUCGUCCGAUUAUCAGCCUCUCUACCUCCUGAGCCACGGCUGGUCCACUGGAUGCAAACAUUUACCUCAAACUGUCCAACAAACAGAGCAAAACGAGGGAAAUGCAACGUGACGAUUAUGUUCUUCAAGUUUGCUGUUCUUCUUUGAUUGGUCAAACCAAUCAUGUACUUGUAGCCAUCGUAGAGCAGAAGGCGGUGCAGCUUUCACAAAAAGGGAAUAUCAUGCCACCAAUGAUGCCAUUGUGUAAAUAGAUUUUGGUGCUAAAACUACAAAAGUGGUGCAUUUCCUUAUUUGUAACUAGUGUAAAUAGGUAAAUGUUUAGCAGGGAUCUCAGUGAACUGUUGAAUGAGCCAUGAGGGAACAACGGUAGUGUUUGUGAAAGUUACACCAACAGAGAGGUCAUGCUUUCUCUCAGGUCGGUGAUCAAUACACUGACUGUAAAACACAUUAGUAAGUGAUUGGAAGUAGAAUAAAAGAAUGCAGAUUCUACUGACAGUGUAAUGGAGGCGUAAUUACUUUAAAGGAAUAACGUCAUGGUGUCUGCAGAGCCCUGUGGCUCCGAGCCACGGCCCAAAGUGAUCGGUGAGCAGUGCUGGGAUGUCGACCUGGAUCGAUUUGUUUAAAUAUACGGGAAAGAGUCGCACACGCGCACACGCUGGAUGUUUGUUGUUGUGAAUCAUAUUAAUUAGCAUGUUGUUGUCACUGUGAAUAA
Molecule: messenger RNA, 6412 nt
Organism: Neolamprologus brichardi
Lineage: Eukaryota; Metazoa; Chordata; Actinopteri; Cichliformes; Cichlidae
Source: RefSeq, a predicted model, not a curated record